UUUUGGUUCACCCUCAGCAUCAUCGAACGUCAUGCUAGGAAGAUCCGCCACGCUUCACUGCCUGACCAUCUUGGCCCUAGUGUCUACUUUAUGGCAGCACCGCGUGGAAGGCAAAGGGGUGUGCUACGACUCAUUCGACUAUGCCAACAUGGACGCGCACUUUACGACCAUCAAGUCCCGCUUCGACGCCGUGCGCACGUACCAGACGCAGAACACGCUCCUCGGGCUGCUGUGGCCCAAUGGAACCAACACCACAGUGCACGUGCCCGACGGGCCCAACUCCAUAGACGUUGCGGCGCGCCACAACCUGCUCAUUUACGCCGGGGUGUGGAUUCGGAGUCCAUUUUUCGAGGCCGACUUGCAGGCCGCCAUCGACGGCGCGAGCCGCCACCCCGCGUCCGUCAAGGCCAUCUUGAUUGGCAACGAAGACCUGAGCAACGGGCUGAGUCUGCAGACCAUGGUGGACACGAUCAACGAAGCCAAGGCGAGAAUCCGCGCCACCCCCGGCCUCGAGCACAUUCCGGUGGGUACGGUGCAGACCGACGGCGACUGGAUCAAGUACCCGUCGCUCGCCGCCGUGUGCGACGUGGUGGGAGUAAACAUGUAUGCGUUCUUCGACCCGUACGACUUUUCCACGAUCAACAACGUCAUUCCACACAUGAACCACCGGUGGCAGGCCAUGGUGUCGCGCUUCGGGAAGAAGGCGCUGCUGACGGAGACGGGGUGGCCCACGGACGGCGGCGGGCCCUUCCGCAACCACCAGGCGAGCAUCGAGUCUGCCAUCAAGCACUUCUGGGACGUGCAGGAUUGGAUGGACACGAACGGCGGCGAGCACCCCAUGUACUUUAUGUUCCACGACAACCCAGCCAAGUCUACUGACAUUGCAACACUGUUUGAAAACUACUUUGGGUUGGCGUACCCGAGCGGUGCAUGGAAAUUCGACGUGUACAACCGGCCAGUGCCGGACCCACGGUGGAGCCUCCCGUUUAAGAUUGCCACGUCCCGCGACCACGUGCUCCGAUGCGACGGCGGCGGGCUGUUCAAGGGUCCGUCCGACAACGCGAACGACCGGUGGUCGUACGACGUCAAUACGCACCAGGUCAAGUGCUGGCAGCAAGGCACGUGCUUGGAUGGGUUCUGGGACAGCGCCAACCGGUUCACCGUGCACAUGUAUGCGUGCAAUGCUGCAAACAACAAUCAAAAGUGGAUCUUCUCCGAUUUGCGACUCAAGCACGAGAUCUAUACGAACCGAUGCCUCGACGCCGACCGGUCCGACAUCCACGUCCAGGUGUGGCCGUGCCAAGCCAACAACAACCACCAGCUGUUUACCAUUGCCGGCGACAUGGGCCACGUGUCGCUAGUGUCUAUCGACAGGAAGCGGACACUAGUGGCUGCAGCCGGGACAGACCGCGACGGCGGCGAAAGGAUCGCGUUUGCGCACGGCUGGUUCCCCUCCCAGGGGUGGGUACCCGCGGACGGCCAGUGGACGUUCCUCCACGACAAGAACAUGGUCAUGUCGGAAAGCCGCCGCAAGUGUUUGGACGCGCCGCACAACGCGAAUGGCUCGCCCAUCCACUUGUGGCCAUGCAAUGACAGCAAUGGCAAUCAAAAGUGGGCGUACGAUGCCACGACCAAGCAGCUCCGACACACGACACACAAGGGGUUCUGCUUGGACAUGGGCUCGAACAACGGCUACCGACCGCAUCUGUGGGAAUGCCAUGCCCCCAACGACGCGUAUGUCAAGUUCCAACAGUUCAACUACGCCGUGUAAUGAACGAUAUCUCGGCCCACUACACUAUAAUAGUAUGACGACAGGUUGGAGAUUUGAAGAAGAGGCAGGGUUGGCCACCGGCAUCAUGUUUGCAAUGCCGUUUGUGUACUAGAGUGGGGAGGAGACUGGGUUGGGGCAUGUCAAUUGACGCCUUCGUUGCUUGCAAGUUUAAGCUCUACUGAAGGCAGUUUCACGAGC
Aphanomyces astaci is the source of this 1969-nucleotide messenger RNA. RefSeq lists its product as hypothetical. NCBI's taxonomy places the organism in Eukaryota, Oomycota, Saprolegniomycetes, Saprolegniales, Verrucalvaceae. The coding region runs from base 32 to 1771 and encodes 579 amino acids. The transcript has a single exon. The record is from RefSeq and is a predicted model, not a curated record.